AUGCAGUUCUCUCGUAUCUCCACCGCUCUUGUUCUCUUGGUCCUCACGACCUUCUACGCCCCGGUCCCAACCCCACCUCCCGCCAGCCAAUGCGACACUUCCGCUCUCUGGUGCUGCAACGAGACGCAGUCGUCCAACGGUAACGUCGUCGGAGCGCUCCUUGCGCUGUUGGGCAUCGUCGUUGACCCCAUCAGUGCGCUUGUUGGUUCCGGCUGUAGCUCCAUCAACGCCCUUGGCGUUGGUGUUGGAGGCAUGUGCACCGCCCAACCCGUCUGCUGCCAGAACAAUAACUUCGCCUCCCUCGUCGUUAUUGGCUGCACCCCCGUCACCCUUGGCGCUUAG
Laccaria bicolor S238N-H82 is the source of this 342-nucleotide messenger RNA. RefSeq lists its product as uncharacterized. The transcript has 4 exons. The coding region runs from base 1 to 342 and encodes 113 amino acids. The record is from RefSeq and is a predicted model, not a curated record. Gene Ontology annotation, cellular component: fungal-type cell wall. NCBI's taxonomy places the organism in Eukaryota, Fungi, Basidiomycota, Agaricomycetes, Agaricales, Hydnangiaceae. Gene Ontology annotation, molecular function: structural constituent of cell wall.